Molecule: messenger RNA, 774 nt
Organism: Tetranychus urticae (two-spotted spider mite)
Lineage: Eukaryota; Metazoa; Arthropoda; Arachnida; Trombidiformes; Tetranychidae
Gene: mbf1
Product: multiprotein bridging factor 1
Cellular component (GO): nucleus
Molecular function (GO): DNA binding
Source: RefSeq, a predicted model, not a curated record
AGCCAUUCCAUUUUUGUUUACAUUUAUUUACGAUUUUUUACAAUUCAUGUAUUAAUUCCGCAAUUGAUUUGCAAUUUGCUUUUGUUGACUGUUUCUGUCCUAUAUUGUUCUAAAUUUAAUCAAUUUCUAAACCACUCAACUACAAUCAACCACUUAUAUCAAUCGAUUCAACGUCCUCACUUUCUCGCAAUCAAAGAUGUCUACUAGCGACUGGGAUACAGUUACCGUUCUUAGGAAACGACCACAGAAGCCAGCUUCAAUGAAAACAAGUAAGGCAAUAAAUGCUGCUCAAAAACAAGGAAUACCUAUUGAGACAUCAAAGAAAUUCAAUGCUGCUACAAACAAACAGCAUGGAACCACCUUGAAUACCGCAAAACUUGACCGAGAGACUGAAAAUCUCCACCAUGAUACAGUUCCCCUUGAUGUUGGUAAAUUGAUUCAGAAGGCACGUCAAGAUAAAGGUUGGACCCAGAAAGAUCUUGCAACCAAAAUUUGUGAAAAAGUUCAAGUUGUAACUGAAUAUGAGAACGGUAAAGCCAUUCCAAAUCAACAGGUUCUCGCUAAAAUGGAAAGAAACCUCGGCAUGAAGCUCAGAGGAAAGGAAAAAGGCCAACCACUUAGCAAGAAAUAAUAAUCAACUAAAUAAAGAACGAAAAUUAAAUGAAUCUGCAAAUAAUGAAUAUUGAUACAUUAUAAUGGAUCAAAAUGAUUAAGCUGAAAAUUUCUGAUUCACUGAUUCAAUAAAAUUGUUUUUUAAGACAAGAAAUUAGUAAA